Molecule: messenger RNA, 3731 nt
Organism: Frankliniella occidentalis (western flower thrips)
Lineage: Eukaryota; Metazoa; Arthropoda; Insecta; Thysanoptera; Thripidae
Gene: INPP5E
Product: inositol polyphosphate 5-phosphatase E
Exons: 9
Coding region: 698-2776 (692 amino acids)
Biological process (GO): phosphatidylinositol dephosphorylation
Molecular function (GO): phosphatase activity
Source: RefSeq, a predicted model, not a curated record
UCCCCUCAUUCUGUGUUGUGUGUCUUGAGGCAUAAACAAAGUUAUUGAUCCAGACCUUUUACUCAAGUUUAGCGUGAUGUAUGUGACGACCCGCUCUAUUUAGAGCCUCUAUGACCAUCUCGAUAUUAUUUUCAAAACUUUAAGCUCUUUCAUUGCUUUAAUUUGAAACUCUAGUAUGUGAUGUGAAAGUAGAUAUUUAGCUCGUGAGUGUGUGUCUACUGCUAGAGUCCUCCUGUCCACAACCCUUUUUGAGGCAGGUAGUAGUGUCCCUUAGGCGUCCAAUAGCACCUGCCGACCUUGCCAUUUGAGCUGAUGAAAGAGCAGGAUGGUUUUCGCGUGCUGACGCCUCAAUUUUCUACUGUCAUCCGCAUGAAUUGCAACGUCUGUGACUUACAUCCACCAGCAGAAGAUGCAGUGUUUGGGGUGGAGGGAACCAUUCGUUAAGCCCUGCUUUAAAGGGAAACCUGAAUGUCAGUUAUGGUUUUCACGUCAAGAACGAAUGAUCUGUUGAAAUUUAGCAAGCUAGCUUGCAGUGCCAUGGCCCCGACGAAUAGAAGAUAUGAGGUUAUGUUUCAAAGAGUCCUCAUCUAACCGGAAUAAGCCAGUCUAUUGUCACAUAAGUGUUUUAAUCUUCACAACAGAAAGACUUGCCGCCUGAAAUUGAAACUGGGAGCACAAGAUUCCGCAGAAGAUUCUGAUGUCAAUGCUGGUUUGUUGUUUUCUCGGUUUUUUGUUUGGAAAUGAAAAAGAAGUUUCCGAAUCAAGUAGAAGGAGUCUUGUUCCAGCUAGCUGUUUCAAAAGCUCUCGGAAGUUUCUUUGCUGUACAAUAAUGGAAAGAAGUUCAGGCAAUUUCAUGAGUCGUCGAAAAGAUGACCUCACCAAAAGGAACUCAUCUGCUCGAACUGAGAGGCCUGUCAUGGCAGACAUUGGUUUGCAAGUUGGGGAGGGGCUCAUUCCUAGUGCAGGAAAUUCACCGUCAAAAAGUGGGAAUUGUUUUGGAUCACCAGUUCAGGAGACAAAAGAGGCGGACCGCAAUACUCAUGUAAUGUCACUCAAAGAUAACAAGUAUUCUGAGGGAUCACCAAAUAAGUCUUGUGAUGUGUUGCCUCCUGUGGAAAAGAACUCACCACAAAAACCCUGUUUAAGUCAUGAAAAAGUGGUAAUCUUCGCUGAUGAUAUGAGCACUAGUGACACAGGAAAUGAUAGUUCACCUCAUAGCCCUGAUCACAAUAUGUCUCCUGAUGAGGCCUCUAUAAAAAUUGUAAAAGCUGUUGCACCAGCUGGGCUUCCGAAACCAACCAAACAACGUCUAUUCACACAGUGCCAUUCAGUUGACAACUUACUCCCGUCAUCAAUUCACUCAUCUCCUGGUUCUACCCAUAGUGUACCAGAAGCACCUCCUCGCCGGAAAAAAAGGUCACCCUCUCACGAGGCACUGCUAGGACCGAGAAAUAGACCACAAUCAGUUGGUUGUGAGGGCCAUCUUGAACAUACAAAAAGUAAUUUAAAUGGAGGUGGAGAAUCCAACACGAAUCAAAGUGGUGCCUCAACAGAAAAUUUGGCAAGGCAGUCAUUGCUUGCAGCACAACUUCUGCAUUUGAUACCAGCAAACAAAGCUCGUGAAAGGAACUAUCUUCAUGGGAGAAUUGCUGCAAACUCAUUGUUAGGAACAUUAGAGUUAGAGCGAGUUUUACCUUCCCGAACUGUUCAAAUUUUUGUUGGAACAUGGAACAUGAAUGGCCAGGCACCACCUUCUGAGCUUAAUGACUUACUCCUGCCUGAGGAGCUGGAACAUGUGCCAGACUUUAUGGUAUUUGGCACCCAAGAAAGCUACCCAGAAAGAUUUGAGUGGGAGGUAGGAAUUCAAGAAACGAUUGGACCAUCACAUGUGUUACUGCAUUCAGCUGCCUUAGGCACUUUACAUUUGGCCCUCUAUGUUAGGAGGGAUCUGAUUUGGUUUUGUUCAGUUCCUGAAGAAGCAAGCUUUAGUGUUCGUCCAGGAACAGCCUUUCGUACUAAAGGCGCUGUAGCUAUAGCCGUUAUGCUCUUUGGAACAUCUUUUUUGUUCAUUACUUCUCAUCUCACAGCACAUGCAGAAAAAGUGAAAGAACGUCUUAGUGAUGUGAAGAAAAUAGUUCGAUCACUUGAUUUGCCAAAAAACCUGCCCUGCAGACACAAAAAUAAAGAUGUCACUCAAAACUUUGACUGUGUCUUCUGGUGUGGGGAUUUAAAUUUUCGACUUUCCCAGCCUAGGGCGGAAGUAGUUGACUGGGUGGCAAAACAACAAUUUCCAUUACCUGCACCAUAUAAAAUGGAAAUGGAUCAACUGACUAACAGCAUACUUCAAGGUAUGGUAUUUCGAGGGUUUGAAGAAGGACCCAUCACCUUUAAGCCCACCUACAAAUAUGAUCCUGGAACGCAGAUGUUUGACACAUCUCAAAAGCAGCGAACUCCUUCCUAUACGGACAGAAUUCUAUUCAAAUGCCGACAAGCACCUCGCCGAGCAAGCAGUUUACUCGGAGGAUCUCUGCCCAUUACCACUCCAUCUGGUGCCCCUUUUCUGGUGUGCCAGAAGUACAGUUCUGUGCAAUCAGUUUGCACAUCAGACCAUAAGCCAGUGUGGGGACUUUUCAGCAGCCAUGUGAGACCUGGAAUUGAUACGAUUCCACUUGCUGCUGGCUCCUUCAAUAGAGAAGUCUAUUUGGAGGGGAUUAAACGCAGAGCAGCAGCUAUGGAUAAAAGAGAUGGAGCAUCAACAGUCUGCUUGAUUCAAUAAACUUGUUCUUGGUUUUCUCCCUGGUUUGCAGUGUGGUGAUUCCCUUGUAACUCCCAGUUGUGUGAAUUGACCUCUAUCAUCUAGUCCCAACUGUCUCGAGUUACUAUCUAGUCAGUACCUACUACGUCUAGUCAUUUUGAAUCAUUUACAGUGUUCUAUAUUUAUUCCUCAGUUUCAUAAGAAAAACUUGACGUUGAAAACAUUAGUACUAGAAAGAGCUUUGGAUACAUUAUGCACAACUAACAGUAUUGGAAUGUGGUAAUACUGCAGGCUCUUUUGCAGCAAUAUCUAGAUUAAUUUUUUGUACUCUGCUUGAUGUAAGAUGAAGUCCUGUGAUUUUUUUUUAAACCUAGGAAUAAGUGUUUGUGAUCCCAGAUUGAUUAUAUAUAUAUGUAUAUAUUUAGAGUGGUACUAGUACCACACCUAUCAUUAGGACAAAUGAAUGGUUUUAUAUGGAUUGUUUACUUGAUAAGAGCCAGCAAGCUUUGGGAGGGAAACAAUAUUAUUACGAUAAUGAGGCUGCCUUGUUGACAAUCUAUUAAAGAGGUAAUAUCAUGGUAUUUGACCAUCGAUUGGAAUUGUUUCUUUGAGGGACAUUCAAUAUUGUAGAGAAAGUAAUACUACUUCAAUAAGUAAAGCAAUAAAUGUCAACUUCAAAUAAUACUUGAAGAGAAAUAAUACUGUACUAGUCAAUUCAUCAGCAUUUGCUUCUCAGUAGGACAAAUGCACAGUGUGAUCCACACAAGCAUGUAAUCAGGGUACUCUGAUAUUUAGUUAUACCUUUACCAUAAAAAGAAAAAAAAAAAGAAGAAAAGUGUUUUCCCCAGUGCCUGGGUGUACGGUUCUUAUAUUGUCCUAAAGUUUUAUACCCCUCCAUGAAAUCUACCAAGCACUUUCCCAGAAUCUUUGUCUCCCAUCAAUAGACUGAAAUACAAUUAAUGCCUGCCUCUUAUAA